AUGUUACAACGACGAGAAGCUUGUCUUCAUGCUCGAUUAAUGACAUCAAAACCAUUUUUUAGCAAAACAGCCGACCAGAUCGCCUCGCUGAAUGCUGAUGAUAUCAAGCAAGUACUAAAUGGUUUUGAAAAGAAUAAAAUUAAUACAUCAAGUCGUAGUCCGCAAGUUAAUGCACUUUUGAGUCAAGUUAAAGCAGUCGGAGGAAAAGUAAUGGGUUCAGCACAGUCUCGAUCAGCGCUACGCAACCAAAUUCACGGUUUAAUUUUUAACCAAGGCGUGCCAAGCAUCUUCCUUACCAUCAAUCCUGCAGAUAUUAACAGUCGUGUAGCUCUUUAA
Messenger RNA from Rotaria sordida, 336 nucleotides. NCBI's taxonomy places the organism in Eukaryota, Metazoa, Rotifera, Eurotatoria, Philodinida, Philodinidae. The record is from the annotation of a GenBank genome assembly.